GUUUCAUUUUGAUGGAGAAUCUUAAAGGAAAACUUAAAGAUCUCUCGUGUAUACCUGGUGCAGACGAGUCCUCAGCAAAUUUAGGUGCAUGUAAUCUGUUGAAUUAUGAUCUAGACAAGACUUUUGCCAAUAUGGAGGUUGAACAACUGAGCUCCUACAUUUGCAGUGAUAAGAGGAAGAGAAUUAUGGAGAUGUUUUUUGAAGACAUCUCCAAAUAGAAAGCAGAGAGCUAACAGUGACAACAGUAGAUCCACGUAGUGAUUGAUAUAAGUAGAUUACGAGUUCUCUCCUAUGAGCUAUCUAUCUUGCUUGAGAAAGCCUGUUGUUAUGUAUAAUCAAAUUCUGAUGUGUUUUUCUUGAAGAGGGGAGCUACUUAUUUCCAUCUAAUUUUUGAGCUGUGUUAAAGAUGGCUUAAUUUUAGUAUAAAAAAGUUGGUUUGGAGAAGAAUAAAAGGAAUUUUCAUUUGGUUGGUGUUA
Messenger RNA from Nicotiana tabacum (common tobacco), 476 nucleotides. Lineage: Eukaryota; Viridiplantae; Streptophyta; Magnoliopsida; Solanales; Solanaceae. The record is from RefSeq and is a predicted model, not a curated record.